AAAUAGCGGUCACCAACCACAUAGACAGGUGGUCUGCUCACUGCAUUCAUUUGUUUAUUUAACGAUAUCGACACAGAAAACAGAAUAAUAUUAAACGGAAAGUAUUUUGCAUUUCAAAAAGAAGAGAAGAAGAAAUAAAUUAAGUAGCCUACAAUAAAUUUUGGCAUGUAGUGUGCGCGCAUUUUUCACGCCUCCGUCAUUUGAUUAAAGUAAAGUAAGAAAACUGUGGAGCUCCUUUCAGCUGCUGAGUUGUGAACCAUGAUCCUCCUGACCCCUUCCUCUGAUGCAUUCGCCUGGCUUUGGAAUCAAAGGAAGUGCAGGGAGAAAAUCUCGUGAAGGGUUGCUACUGCAACAAUAAAAAAAAUAUUUUAAAAAAUUGCAGGUCAAUAUCUGUGCAUACUCUCUUGGAUCAGCACCAUGACUUGAGAGAAUACAGUUAGCUUAGAAGCGAGGAGUUUGAGAAAACAGAAUAUUCUUUUCCCUUAUUUAUGUGAGAAAAUAAAAUAAACAAACAAACAAACAAACAAACAAAAAAGAAUAGCAUAUGCAUAGUAUUUGUGAGGGUAAUCUUUUGGCUGGAAUCAGGCAGUCUCAGCAAAUUUAUAUCUUACUGACAAUAAUCGUAAAUGGUGAAUAGUAAAUAUACAUACUGCAAAUUAAUAGCAGUAUGUAUCAUUGCUCAUUAACUAAAGAUAAAGCUCUGUGGAAUAAAGUUUUCAAUUCCUCCUGCUUUCAUACCUUUUAUAUGCUAUCACAUGCUAGCAGUCCCAAUGUUAUCAGGGAAAAUGUACUCAAAGAAUAUUCAUUUUUAUUUUUUUUUUAUUAAAAUUAUCUUUAUUGUUGUUUUGCUUGUAGCUUGUGGUAUGUAUGUUUAUUUUAAUAUAUGUACUAAUUAUGGUUCAUAAGGUGAAGAUUUAUUUGACAAUUUAUCAAGUAAGAGAAAGGAUAUAUGGAGAAACGUUGUCUCAAUACAGUAACUUGGAGACAUAGAAGUAAUGACAUAAAAUAAAUUGAUUAUUCGUUUAAUUUCUAAGGCAGUCAAAGUUAACUGACUUUUUGCUGUUAAAGAGUGUAACGAAGAAGGAAAAGUCACACUAAAACUCAUCUUCUUAUCCAUGAAACUUUAUGCUCACAAAUAACACCUGCAAGCUGUUCAGUCCAGUUAAGCAUCACCCAGUGCAGUGGCAUAAACAAUGUUGUUUUGUUUAUUCCCUCAGCUUUGGGUUGUUCAAUCCCUCACACCUAUAAGCUUAAUAAUCUUGAGUUAAAGUGUUUUAAAAAGAUAGUCAGUUUUUAAAGCUGACAAGAGGGUUGUCCACCUCAUUUCAAUGUUGUUCACUCACCAUGUGUUGAGGAUUUUUGGAGAAAGUAGUAAUGCUCACUCAAUCUAUUUCUGUAUUCCUAAUAAGCAUCCACACAGCCAUUUGAAAUAAUCUAGUUAAAAAGCUUUUUCUCUUUACAAAAAUGUUUUCUGUUUACAAUAUGCACUUCUACAUUCAAUGCCAUCUUUGACAUAUCAUAGCACCAUUCCUAUUUUAGAGACGCAUGGCUCCAAAGACCUAUUUUGUGUGAAAAUAACAUAAAAAAUUUCUAUUUGCUUUGAGAACAAAUAAAGUAUGGACUGUGACCUAGGUAUGUAACAUUUUAAAUAAAAAAAAAAAAUCAUAUGUCACUUCAAUCUAAAACUUCAUUUGCUUCAUUCUUAGCAUUUCUCAUCUAUUAGAGACAUGCUAAGAAUUUCUCAAAUAGAUGAGAAUUUCCUGGGCUUUAAAGUUGCUGUCUGAGAAAGUUCACAAAGCUACACAAAUCAAUUGUUAAAAACAGUUUAGAAGGAAAUUCAACCUAAUAAUAAACAUUUUUCCAGUAAGUGGCCCAAAAUCUAGGAGUCCAGCUUCAUACUACAGCAAAAAGUGGCACAAAUUAAUAUUAGGUUCACCACAUUCUGUCUUUACUGCCAUUGUAGCUUAAAUCCAAACAUAAAACACAACUGGAUGUUAGAUUUUCAGCACAAAAAUAGAAUAACUCAGGAGGAGUUGAAUCCUUUUUCCACAGUCCUGUGUUUUCCUAUCCUACUGUCGCUUCCUCCAUUAAAGCCCAAGUCCAAGUGCUAUUAAUUGAUCUAAACAAUCAGUCAGCUGUUUGGGCGCUGCUGCCACAUCCUUUUGCUAGGUCAGUGUUAACAGGCUAAUCGAUCUCAUGUUGUGUAUGUGUCAGCUUAGUAGGUCCGGCUCUCUGUGAAGGUAGCCAGAUCUGUGUGCACAGUAACCCUCCACACGUUGUUAGCUUUUCCCCCACACCAGCAUAUUGAUCCCCAAUAUAUUCAUUUGUAAAUGCUGACCAGUAACAUGUACUUUCUACAAAUUAGCACAUGUUCUUGCAUGUCAUUGUGUUUAAAAAAAUCUUUUAACACAUGCUGAGAUUUUCUGAAUAAUUAAACAAAGAUUGGUGUUGGAUGUAAAAAUGUAACUGGAUGAAUGUAUCGUAAGGUUGAUGUCCGUCCAAUAAACAAACAGCUUGGUAAGUCAUACUUCUUUUACAUCAGACAGGGUCAUCAGUUUGGGAGUAAUGUUUUCUAUCCCUAUUAACUAGUGUGUAAUAUUCUUAUCCUGUAAUCGGUGAUAUACUGGAGUAUUUACAGCACCUAACCCUCUCUAAGGAUUGAUUCAGACUCAGAUAAAAUCAGUAAGCUAUUCCCAUUGAGAAGGUCGGCUGUUGUGCUCAUCCGAUCAAGGUGGGGUGUUGUUGAUUCAACAAGAACUGCUACUAACUGCUGCUGUUGUUUGCUCUCAGAUUUCUUCCAGUAUGCCAACAAGCUCCUCCUGAGCGAUCAUGCUACAAGGCUCCAAAUCAAGGAGUUUGCACGGAAAAAUGCUGCUAAUGCUCUCUCGAUGGCCAACAUGGUCAUGGGCAUGGCCUCCAUCCUCAGCAGCCUGAAUGGGCACCAUCAUGCGGCAUGUUGGCUGGUUCUGAUUGGGUACCUGCUAGAUUUGGCAGAUGGAGCGGUUGCCAGGCGACUCAAUGCCUGCUCGGCACUGGGUGCAAAGCUGGAUGAUUUUGCUGACUUCACCACCUUUGGGAUCGCCACAUCUCUGCUGCUGAGGACGUCCGACUUGCUGGACAACGUCCUGUGCAUAUGCUAUGUGCUGUCUGUGUUUGUCCGUCUCUGUUUCUUCUCAAGUGGUAUUCCGUUUGUGUAUCGCGGACUCCCCUGCAUCUACUCGUCAGCCAUCCUAGCCAGUGCCUCCCUGCUAUCUGGAGGAAACCUGAGCGUGCUGCGGGUCAUCACAGUGGCCAUGAUCCUGUUUAUGAUCAGUCAGAACUUCUAUCCCCAUGACAAAAUCCUGGAGUCCCAGACAUGGAAGAAAGUAGUGUACGCUGGAGGAGUUGCCAUGGUGUUCUGUUCUCCCUUCCCCCCUGCGUGUGUGUACUACCUUCUCUGGUCCAGCUCCUAUAUUUUGUUCCCCACAUCACUUUGGAGCUGCAAACUGUAAAGUAAAACAUGGGUUUACAGACUGCUGUUGCUGCUGCUCCCUGUUGUCAUCGGAGUAUCCAAGAUGGAAAAAACACUCGUUUAUUCAUGAGAAACAGUCUCUCUAUUUCACCUUUUAUUUUGAUGUGACGCCUGACUGAGAGGACUUAGAAAAAAAGAGCUAAGAUGGAUUGUUUUUCAGUGUUACUGGUGAAAAUUAACAUGUAUUCUGUCUUUUUUGCUGUAUUAACACCAAUCAACCAAUAUGUGGCAGGCUCUGAAAACAGAAUAUUCAUCAGGUUUGCCUCCAUGUUUUAUCUUCUUUCAUCAGUAUUAUUUAUCAUCAGUGUUGAGAACAUGUAGCAGCAGGGGAACAUCACUUUGUUCUAAAAAGAAAACUUUCUAUAGGACAAAAAUAACACAUUUUAUUUCCUUCAUGUUAACUAGUUUUAUGUGCUUUUACAUAACAGAUAGUUCAAAAUGUGUUUCAAAAUGUCAAAAGGUUUCUCUGCAGGAAAGAACCUGUGACAGCAGAUCUCUGCUGCAUUUAUUUAUACAUAUGUGACUGGGAUUUUUUUUGCAAGUCUGACUUCUUGUUCCAUUAUAAAGGGAUAAUAAAUGUAUGGUAGUUCAAAAGAACUGAUUUAACAUAAUGAUUCUGUUUUUCAUAAUAUUUUAUUUGCUGUUUGAACAUGUCCAUUUGUUGUCAUAACUCCCGCAUUUACACAUUGCAAACAUUUCUAUACCUACAAACUUUCUAUUUUUCUUAUGUCUAUGAAAUGCUGUGUUAGUUUCCUGGAAUUUCCUCUGUAUCUGCCUCUGUUUUAGGAGGCAUCAUAACAACACUGCAUCAUUCAUGUCUUUCUCUGACAAAUCACUGAUUUCACUUUGAGAGCUUUUAGUCAAUUUUCAAUUGUAAAUUAAUUCCACAUGGUGAGGAUUUACUUCUUUGAAUUACAUUAGUAGGUACUUUAAAUACUGUUUCUGAUGCCAUCUAGUGGACAUGGCACAAUAUAUCACCUUUGCAGAAACAGGUGAGAACUAUUGCCAGUCUGCUUUAAGAGAUUUAUUUUUUCUUCUUUGUAGAGCAUUUCUUUGUAGUAGGGAUUCUGUUUUUGUCACUACUUAUUUAGUUUCAAAACGUGUUUUUUUGCCUUUGCACUGUGAAGGAAAUUGAGAGAAUAUAGUGUUAGGUACUGCUUUGUCCGAAAGCCUAAAAUUUAAGCAAAGCAUAACUGGGUGAAAUGUGUCUGUUCUGAGCCUUGAAAGAUCUGGUUUUCCUUUUGCUUCUUAAUUCAAAUUACUUAGCUCAUCUUUAAGCCAUAAAUUGUAAUUCGUUCAGUUUCAGAUUUAGAGUAACUUACAAAGGAAUGGUUCUAAUGUGGAGAAUCCUGGCUUUUUGAUUAUUGAUUUAAAAUAUUAAUUUCAACUUACUGAUAACCAGCUCUGAAGAAAGUCUCCAAGAAUAACAUACAGACUUACUGCAGUACAUUUGACAGAGCGUACGGUUUUCCAGUGUGGGUGUUUUUGGUUUUCAGAAAGUAAAAGCACUCUAAUGUAGAACAUAGCAGAAGGAAAAACAGUAUAUUUUGAGAAAGAAAGAAAAAUAUUUAAAUCUUUUUGUGAAGUAGGAUAUGUGCAUUUUAGGCUGUAUAUUUUGAAAAUAAAAAAUGAGAAUGAAAUGACUUUGUGUCAUCAUGUGUAGUCAUUAUCAUUUCAGUGAAUAACAACUUGAGCAUGACUAUUAAGUUAGACAUUUUUAAUUGCCUGUAGAUGAAUUCAAAAAGUGCCUGCUGGGAAAUGUCUUACUGUGUUAAUCCUAUUAAGUAAAUUUAAUUCACUGUCUUUUAAAAUUUUUUGACAGAGCAGCGCUGGUUCUCUUGUACCUUUGUUGAUAGUCCAUAUUUGCUCAUUUAAAACUACACAGUUUUGAUAGAUAAUGACACACCAAAUUAACAUUUGUUAAUAAAAUAUAUCAAAAACAAACCUACGCAUGAAAAAAGUGAGAUUUUUAACAUUAUUUUUCCAAAACACCCUAAAAUUAACUCCUGAGAAAGCUGCAAAAAUACAUUCCUUGAAGUCAAAUAUUAUAUUUAGGGUUUUGCAUUU
This is a messenger RNA of Gambusia affinis (western mosquitofish), 5578 nucleotides long. RefSeq names its product transmembrane protein 269 (gene tmem269). The transcript is spliced from 7 exons. Gene Ontology annotation, cellular component: membrane. The record is from RefSeq and is a predicted model, not a curated record. Bases 2889 to 3491 code for a protein of 200 amino acids. Lineage: Eukaryota; Metazoa; Chordata; Actinopteri; Cyprinodontiformes; Poeciliidae. Gene Ontology annotation, biological process: phospholipid biosynthetic process. Gene Ontology annotation, molecular function: phosphotransferase activity, for other substituted phosphate groups.